AGAACCCACCGAGACUUGAGCGCUCUCUCUGUCUCUCUGCGCUCCUUUCGCUUGUUUUUCGUUUUCUUUCGGGCGGACUCCAUCACCACCUCGAAGAGUUCUUUCGGUUUUUUUAAUUUCUCUUUUGGAUAUCUCGAUUCUGUUCUGCCUUUUUUUUUCUAGUACUAAUAUUUUCUUUGUUCGUAACCAAUGGAUAAAGAUUCGUGAAGUGAAUUCCUAUCAAGAAGAUUACGUGGUGUAUUUCUUUUGGUCGAAUAGAUGAAAGUUGACCAACUGUAUACAAGUUUUUGUUUUUUAGGGAAAAAAAUUGGUGCGUUUUCAUGUCUUCCCAUAGAGUAGUUGCCUGUUUCUAUCUGGUUCUAUGGAAAUCUGAAUAAUCUAGCACCACAUCCUUGUUGGUGACAUGGUGUUCGGUGCUGAUGCCAAGUUUCGCGCGAAACAGGAAAGGGUCACCAGUCUUUAAUAAAGUAUAUAUCAUUUUGGGGAACCAAGACGGAAAUCAGAUUACUGUUUCUUGGAUUCCUCUUGCUAUAAUAUAGUGGCAGGCCGUAUCUUUUGGCAGCUCGUAUGAUCAUCUUUGUAAUUCUAAUAACUAGAAUUUAAUACAAGGUGUUAGUACGUAAAUGAUUGCGUUAUAGGUUAGAACAUAGCCUACAUAGGAGAAGAAACUCGGUUAAUGGAAAACCCUCGUUGACGGCCAACAAGAACAAACCACAAAGGUUCGAGUGAUGAUACUGAACUAGCAUGGUUUUGUCCUCGAAUGCUACAUUUAUGGGAUGCAAUAUGCCAGAGAGGAUCAAUUGCUCUCGUAGAUUGCGCUCAGCUGCUCAAGAGAGUUCCUCUGCAGCUUAGUCAUCUCUCCCUUGAAGAAAAUAUUUUUAAGAUGUUUUGUGCAAGUGAUGCCAAGGUACUUGCUAGUUUAAUGCAUUGCCAGACUCAGGAAGUAAUAGUGAUCUGCGGAGGCUCUUCCUAUGUAAUUGAGACUGAAGACCUGAAACUAUAGUUUGCACAAACGUAUCUGCGAGUUGGGCAAUCAAUAAAUAGUAAGCAAUAUGGAACCAUGCUUGUCUUUGCAGCACUCAUGAAUUACAUUUUUCUCCUUGCUAUUGAGAAAGCUAUGCAUGUGUGGUUGUAUUUUCAGUAGAAAUGAUAGGAAAAUUGAGAAGAACGUUAAAAACUAGUGGAAUUCCAGUGUUAAGGCUUUGAAAGAUUGAAUAAAAGUGAAUCAGAGGUUGGCUUCAUCAUGGUCAAGCCCAAACACAUGCAUUCUAUCUCUUCUUUGACUGUGUCUGACCUGUUACAGACUGAAAAGAGGCAGUGUCUGAGUUGUGGCCAUCAUAAACUAAUACUCAUCACUGUUAAUAUAUGUAGACCAUUGACAUGAAUAACAUCAUGCUCCAGUUGCUUCCACUUGUAUCACAGGCAUAAUAAAUAAGCUUUGAUCUGUUAUAUUUAUGCUGGUCAAUUUUAGAAGCUAUGGAAGGCAAGAUUUUGAUCAAUGUCUUCCAUUACUUUCUCCUUUUCUUGCCUUUAUAUUUCUAUUUAGAUUUCUAAUGUCAAUAUAUUUUUUGUUAUUUUCUCAGUCACUAUAGAACCAUCUCUUCUUUUUCUUCUUUGAAUAUAACUAAGUUCUUUUUUCAAGUUAUGAAAUAUACUCUUGUAACAAAAUAUAGCUUGUUUGAACCUUUCUUUUUUAAUUACUUCUCCUGCUGAAACUAGUAGUGGUUGCAAUAUUGAUAAUCAUGAACAUGCUUUGGUCAAUAGUCUUAAACUCUUUGUUCUAAUAACUCAUGAUUAGCCUUGUUUGGCAUAUUUUUGAUAUAUUUGAUUUAUGCUCUUUAUAUCUUUUCCACUUCUCAUAAUGAUGCACUUUUUCCAGUAAGUUGCAUAGGUCUUAUCAUCUCAAUUAGUACAAGAAAUAUCAAAGUAAUAUUGAUGCAUAUAAUUGUGAGCACGCAGUGUCGAACACGUAGCAUGAAGGACUGGAUAUAAGAUGGCAAUCUAAGAAUGGACUGGGUGUUAAUUUUUUCUUUAUUAAUUUUAUUUUCUUUUACUUAGUAAUAGAGAUCGACAGUUAGCUCCGAUUGAUGCAUAUCCAAUAAAGUCAUUACAUGAAAGUAUAUUUUAAUGUUCCUGUUGUGUAUAAUGUUGUAAAAAUUCCAAAGAACUUAGCAUUUUUCAUUUCUAGUUUUUCUGACUUCUUCUUUGUCUUAGGCAUAUAGUCUGUGAUUUUUUUCCCCUAAAAUUUAACAGGGGUGAUUACUGAUGGCCUGAUAGUGCCUUCUUCUGAAUGUGGAAAGGGAUUGAGGCUCCAAAAAAUUUUAUUUCUGCUCAAAUGAAAUAUGAAACAACUUUAUAAUACAGGAAUUUCUGGAAUCGUGUCCUCAUCUUUACCUGUUCUGCCCAUUUCUCUGGAAGAGAAGUAUCUCAAACUGCUGGAUUCUCAACAGGUUACAAUGGAAAGGGAACUGAGAAGUGAUCCAAUGGCACCGCUUCAUACUCCAUAUGUAAAAAACAAUGGGGUUGCCGAACCUUUUUUCUCAACAGCUUCAGGGUUCUCUUUGGAUGUUCAUUGCACUUCCGUUCCACCCUAUGAGAGGCAGCCUGUUUCUGCUUCGUAUAUUUCUCAACCAUCAAGCAGUGCUUUGUCUUUGUCUUCAACAUAUUCCUCAUAUUCAGGAACAUGUCAACCUUCCAUGAGUAAUUAUCCCAAAGAGUCUGCUGAAAUUACCUGGUAUUCGGAUUCACUUCAGGGAGUUCUUGAUUAUUCUGAUAAUGUCAAUACUGUGAAUGAUCAAAUCCAAAGCAACUGUGUUAUGACGUCUGACAACCUUAUAAAGCAAAAUGAAUGGCCAGAUCUGACAGAUUUAAUGAAUGGUGAUUGGGGGGAGUUCCUGGAUAACAGAGAUGCAACUGAACCUCAGCCAAAGGCAUCUGACUUGCAUGUUGUAUAUCCAGCAGCACAGGCAUCUACAGAUUCUUCAGCUUACCAUUCACAGAUCUAUGAAUCAGUUCAUUCUCAUUCUGGUGAGCAAUGUGCUGUCGGUAGUCUCUCUUCUUCUGCCAAUGCUGCUCCAGCCAAGCAACGCAUGCGGUGGACCCCAGAACUCCAUGAAUGCUUUGUAGAAGCUGUUAACAAGCUUGGUGGUAGUGAAAAAGCAACCCCUAAAGGUGUGCUGAAGCUAAUGAAUGUUGAGGGCUUGACCAUAUACCAUGUCAAAAGCCACCUGCAGAAAUACAGAACUGCUAGAUACAGGCCAGAAUCAUCUGAAGGAACAUCAGCAAAGAAGAUCACUCCACUUGAAGAAAUGCCGUCUCUAGAUUUGAAGACUGGAAUUGAAAUCACUAAAGCAUUGCGGCUCCAGAUGGAAGUCCAGAAACGACUUCAUGAACAACUUGAGAUUCAAAGGAAACUGCAGUUGCAAAUUGAAGAACAAGGAAAGUACCUUCAGAUGAUGUUCGAGAAGCAAGGCAAGGCAGGCAGUGACAAGCUCAAGGCACCAUCAAAUGAAGAAGAUCCCUCCUCCCAAUAUUCUGACCUAUCACAUAAUGUCACCAAAGAUGGGAUAUCAGAAAAAGAUCGAGCUGAAACAGAAAAUGGCCCUUCUGGUGCAAGUAUCCUAGAAGAAUGUUCGCGACAGGUAGGGGACAAGCAGAAGAUCGUUGAACCUGAUGCUGAUAUGAGAUCAAAUACGAUUAGGUCUCAUUCCUCACCUCACAAGCGUGCGAGGAGCCAUGAUGCAGAUGUGUCAUCCGCUACAUCAGCAUUUUACUAACGAAAUCAUGCUCUGAUGUCUUGUGAAUAAAGCAAGUUUAGUACAAUCAGGAUUUCAAGAUGACUUGACUUGCAGAAGUUGACCUGUACCAGUGAUUGUUGAUGAAGUGCUUUCUUCAUAUUUUGAUAAAUAACAAGGGCUAGGAUUUAAAGCUUGAGUUUACUAUCUAAAAUUUCAUGUUUCAGAUCUGUUGAAGCAAUGAAUAGCUUUUGGGAGCAAGUUUUUUAAGGCAGAAAUGCUGUUACUUGAAAGAGAGAUUUAUUGUAUGAACCGCUGACUUACUCUGUCAAAUUUCCUCUGAGAAGGUUACUUUGAUAGUAUGGAUCCCUUACAAGGCCGCAUUCGUACU
Molecule: messenger RNA, 4125 nt
Organism: Phoenix dactylifera (date palm)
Lineage: Eukaryota; Viridiplantae; Streptophyta; Magnoliopsida; Arecales; Arecaceae
Product: protein PHOSPHATE STARVATION RESPONSE 2-like
Molecular function (GO): DNA binding; DNA-binding transcription factor activity
Source: RefSeq, a predicted model, not a curated record